AUGAAACAACAUUUUUUUCCCCAUAUAUAUCAUCUUCCUCCUUCGCAUCCACCACGUCCUCCGCCUCGUCCGACCUCCGACGAGUGCUCCUCCUUCGUGGUGCUCCAGCGCGGCUCCACGGCCGACGCAACUGGGGUUUGGGACGGGGAUGGUACAAGCCGAGGACGGGGAUGGCCGUGGGCGCAGAGGUGGCCGGAGCCGGGGCCGCGGCUGGCGCUGUGGUUGGCCGCGGUUGGGCGCGAGCCCUCUACGGCCGCCGCGUCCUCCUCCUCCUCCUCCUCCUGCGGGAAGAAGAUGGAGAUGCCACGACGAAAGAAAAGCGUUGCCCGACCAACCAAAAUUACCAAACCCUCGUGCUCCGAUCCGAUCCGCAGCAUGCUGCCGCGGCCGUUGCCGCACGGGGUCAUCGAGGAGAUCCUCCUCCGCGUCCCGCCCGACGACCCCGCGAGUCUCGUCCGCGCCGCGGUCGCCUGCAGGCGCUGGUGCCGCCUCGUCGCCGAUCCGGCCUUCCGCCGCAGGCGCCUCGAGCUCCACCGCGCCACGCCGCCCAUGCUCGGCGUCGUGUGCGACGGCAUCUGGGACAGCAAAAGCCCCUACGCCCGCUUCGUCCCCACGUCAUCCUGCCGCCCGCCCCGCGCCAACCACCGCGGACUGCGGUCGUUCGACGCUCGCCACGGCCGCGUCCUCCUCCACCACGGCGGCGCCUACACGGAUUUCAUCGUCUGGGACCCAAUCACGGACCAGCGGGUGGAGCUCCCCAGCCCGCCAUGCUAUGGUAGACUGAAAGCCACGGUGCUCUGUGCUGCCACCGGCGUGUGCAACCACCUCGAUUGCCACCGCGGACCCUUCAUCGUCGUCCUCAUGGGCACCAAUGGCGAAGGCAUGUUCUGCUGCAUCUACUCGUCGGAGUCCGGUGAGUGGGGCAAGCCGACCUAUGGUGAUCACCCUGGUGACAAUGUGGAAUGGACACGCAGUGCCCUUGUGGGGAACACACUCGUCUUCGCACUAAGUGGCUAUCGCAGAAUCCUUAAGUAUGAUUUGGGCACGCAACAAAUGUCUGUGAUAGGGCUACCUUAUGUACGCACCCAUAUGAUAUUUACAGACUUUGUGCCAAUUGAGCUCACAACUUUGGAGGAUGGUCGGCUCGGAUUCGCAAGGGUGGAGAAAUCCACUGAGCUAUGCCUGUGGUCAAGGGGCGAGGGUGAUGACGAUGUUGAGGGAUGGACACUAUGCAAAGUCAUUGAUCUCAAGGGCCUGUUCCCGCUUGUUGACUCGUUUGACCUCAAGAAUUGUCUGGUUGGCUUUGCGGAAAGUGUUUGUGUCGCUUUCGUGGCAGUGCAAGGUGGGCUCUUUACUAUUGAUAUGAAGUCUGGACUGAUGAAGAAUGUAUCUGUGGGCUCCGACAUCUGCUGCGCUGUUCCCUACAUUAACUUCUGCACUCCAGCAUUGGAAGCACCCUCUAGGGAUGAUGGGCAAAGGGUGGGUAUCUCAAGUGUUUGAAAAGCUAAUGUUAUUGAUGUGCAGGCAGUGGUCUUCAUAGUUAAGGUUGCGUAUUACAUUGCCUUGCUAACAUAAACAUGGGGUCUAGGAGACUCGCAAGCUGGCAAGACAAUGUAUUCCUUUGGACAAAGAUUAAUAAAAGCUCUUAUUGACCUCAUUUGUUUCCUAGUUCAGAUAGUGGACCAAUAUGAAUACUAUCUUCGAUUUGUUUAUCAUUCUAUUUCAUUUGAAUGUUCCACAUUGGUUUUCUUAUGGACAUCCUGUGCUACUCAUGUUAUCUUGCUUGUUUCCCAAAAUCUUAGUAAAUACGAAACAAAACAUUUUGUUUGUUUGCAAGCGUUUGGACCUGCAUGCAUACUUGUGUUUUUCUUUUUGUACGCUGGCUAAUCUGGUAUGUAUGGAUGCAAUUUCACCUGUCAAUUUGAUAUGAACGGGUGCAGUUACAGCUGUUAAUUUGGUAUGGUUUCUCUUUCAUUGAGUGGGUAAUGCAUUAACAUAAGAUUCUGCAGUGCAAAUAUCAAUCUUGCCUACCUGAAACCCAUUCCCACUAUGAAUGCUUAUGAUGUAUCAAUGUCACUUAGCAACAUAUAAAUGUGGUUGAUGAUAUCUAUAUUUGAUUAAUAGUGAGGUUAGCCUUGAAUUUUAAGUCCAUCUUUUCUUAUCGAUCAAGUGAUUACAUGUGGUGGAUCUGUGCUUGAUAAGUUAGUUCUGUUGACCUUUUUGGUUAAUGAUUAUUUGCAGUUAUUUAUUGAUCGCCAUAGUUUAUUUUGAAACACAUUUGUAGUUUGUAUAUUCUCAAUUUGAGCAAGUGGAUUACAGGCAAUGUGUACGUAUCUGCAGCAUUGGGAUUUGGGAGUGCUUGCCAUCUAGGGAUAAUGGACGACUGAUGCCUGUAGCGCUUGGGAUUCUAAGGCUGUUGAUGUGCUGGCAAUGACCUUCACAGUUAAGGUGAUAUGUAAUUAGUACUAAACCCUGUGGUUUAUGUUAGAACAAACUCUGAUUAGCAUAACUAGAAUUGUUGGAGCUGGCUUCUCCUUAGGGUUA
This is a messenger RNA of Sorghum bicolor (sorghum), 2544 nucleotides long. RefSeq lists its product as uncharacterized. The record is from RefSeq and is a predicted model, not a curated record. Bases 1 to 1500 code for a protein of 499 amino acids. The transcript has 3 exons. Gene Ontology annotation, molecular function: protein binding. Lineage: Eukaryota; Viridiplantae; Streptophyta; Magnoliopsida; Poales; Poaceae.